This is a messenger RNA of Aspergillus sclerotioniger CBS 115572, 1133 nucleotides long. RefSeq lists its product as uncharacterized. NCBI's taxonomy places the organism in Eukaryota, Fungi, Ascomycota, Eurotiomycetes, Eurotiales, Aspergillaceae. The record is from RefSeq and is a predicted model, not a curated record. Bases 99 to 1133 code for a protein of 344 amino acids. The transcript is spliced from 3 exons.
GGGACUCUCAUCUAUUGUGAUCAAAAGCUCAAGGCUUUCUCGGUGUACUGUUUCUGCCUCCAGAAUAUACUAUCUCGAGAACAUUAUCACAUUUAAACAUGGCUCCUAUUGCAACAAUUCCGUCCACGGCACCACCUACGGUGGUUGGACCUGCAACCAAGAAGGCCACUCGGCCAACCAACAAGCUCCCCCAGUCAUUGAUUGAUGGAGCUUGGGUUCUCGAGAAGGAGACUUUCGAUCCUCAGAAGCAUCUGGGUUUCCAACCCCCAAGCAAAAUCCACACGAUGGAGGAAAUCGGGUUCGAAGGACGUGGCAUCUCACCCAAUGCCGUGUCUGAGCCCUUUCCUCUCUUCACCGAGGCAGCUAUCAAGCAAAUGAGAGCGGAGAUCUUCAGUGAGCCGGUACUUGAGAAGUGCCAGUACUCCUCGGAUUUCAACAAGAACAUGGUUCGGGGCAUGGGUCCUACUCUAGCCCCAUUUAUCUACGAUGCCUGGAAGUCGCCGGAAGUCAUCGCCAGAAUUUCAGAAGUAGCCGGAGUGGACCUAGUCCCGUCCAUUGAUUUUGAGAUUGCCAACAUCAACAUUUCCAUCAAUAAUCCGAACGCGGAAGUAGCUCUGAACGACGACAAGCCCCAAGAAGACGAGCUCUCUGCUGUCGCAUGGCACUACGACAGCUUUCCUUUCGUAUGCGUGACAAUGCUCUCAGACUGCACCGACAUGGUUGGCGGAGAGACCGCAUUGAGAACUGCCACGGGAGAGAUCAUGAAAGCCCGCGGGCCAGCGAUGGGCACCGCCGUCGUAAUGCAAGGGCGAUAUAUCGAGCACCAAGCUUUGAAGGCACUUGGAGGUCGAGAGCGAAUCAGCAUGGUCACCUGCUUCCGACCCAAGUCUCCAUUCAUGAAAGACGAAACCGUUCUCACCGGUGUCCGCGGGAUCAGUGACCUAUCCGAGCUUUACACUCAAUACACUAUCUACCGACUUGAAAUCCUGGAAGAACGACUCCGGGCUCGGUUGAAAACAGAACGGCAGCGCGAGCUGGCAAAGCGCCAAUACGACAUUGGAGAUGCGAGAAGCUUCCUAACCGAGCAGAAGGAGUUCUUAGAGUCUAUGCUCACUGAGAUCAUUGAGGUGUGA